Molecule: messenger RNA, 930 nt
Organism: Anthostomella pinea
Lineage: Eukaryota; Fungi; Ascomycota; Sordariomycetes; Xylariales; Xylariaceae
Source: the annotation of a GenBank genome assembly
AUGGAGUCUUCACUUAGUAAUGGCAAACAGCUGCGGGUUCUGUACAGCAACACGCGUGGGCAAUCCGAGGUCAAUGCCCGGGAGUUUCUCCAGGAGCGCGUUGUUGGUUUCGACAUGCAAUGGUUCUGUGAUCCAACGGGCCGCAAAUAUCCGAACUCGAUGCAGGAUAACGUCUCAAUGAUCGUCCUCGCCUGUGAGAAUACCAUCGCUCUAUUCCAUCUCGGACUCCAUCAAGGGGACUGCCCCGAAACCAUUCUCGCACCCACCUUACAGAAGAUUAUCGAAUCCCCAGAGGUGAAGAAAGCCGGUCUCAGCGUUAUGGGCGACUUUGAGCGAUUGAAAACCUACCUUGGCCUCCAGCCACGAGCUGCUUUUGAGCUUCACCAUCUACACCGUCUGGUGAAGUUUGGCGGCCGGAAUGGAACGCGGUCUGAGGUCAACACCGACAUCACCGGCUGUGCCCUGUCAGUCCUUGUGGAGGAGCAUUUUGGCUUGCCGUUCGACAAGAACGCUCGAGAUGGCGACUGGAGCAAGCCUCUGACGGCACAUCAGUUGGAGUACGCCACUAACGCAGGCUACGCCAGCUAUAUGCUCAAGAAAUGGGAAUGGGAGAACGAGUACAAGACCAUGCGGCUGGAGCCUAUGGAGGAAGGGCAAUCAUAUACCGAUACCCACAGAUACUUCUUCCUAUCGGACCCAGUGCGUGCCCAACUCCGAGAAUGGCGCUCCAUCCGGGCUACAUUAGAGGGCCGCGAUGGGAGCCGUAUCCUUCCAGACGCUCUAUUGAGCGCCAUCGUCUCCCGCCACCCCGUCACGCUUGACGAUCAGUACUGGUAUUUUAUGACUGGAAUGGGCCCUUGGAAGUGGAAGGAGUACGCUUCCGACUGGAUGAAGAUCACUGCUUCCCAGGGCACCAUACCAAUGACAUAG